Portunus trituberculatus (swimming crab) is the source of this 1553-nucleotide messenger RNA. Its product is annotated as dipeptidyl peptidase 1-like. The record is from RefSeq and is a predicted model, not a curated record. Lineage: Eukaryota; Metazoa; Arthropoda; Malacostraca; Decapoda; Portunidae. Gene Ontology annotation, cellular component: lysosome. Gene Ontology annotation, molecular function: cysteine-type endopeptidase activity.
AAGUAGAGAAGGAAGGGAAGAGCGGACAGUGGUACAUAACGUAUAUAUAGAGCAAAAGGUACAGUUAGCCUCACUCUCCAACCAUCCGCCAUGCUGUUUCAGAGUCAGAUUACAGUACUGCUGUUCGCGCUGGGGGCGGCUGUGGCCGACACACCCGCUAAUUGCCUCUAUGAAGAUAUUCGAGGCACCUGGAACUUUUUUGAAACGGAACGCUCUGGUGACAACACACUGGACUGCCAGACACUGGGGUCCGUGGUUCACACAAACACCUUCACACUCGAUUUCCCCAAUACUGCCACGGAUGAGCUGGGCAACAAAGGCACGUGGACCAUGAUUUGGAACCAAGGUUUUGAGGUGACUAUCAACCAAAGAUCAUACUUCGCCUUCUCCUACUAUGAGGGGAACUUAGUGUCCGCCACAUCCUACUGCGACAAAACUUCUAAUGGGUGGUCUCGCGACGCCACCGUCAGGAAUUGGUCAUGUUUCUCAGCCAACAAGACCACUGAGGUCACUCCUCGUGUCACUAAGAUUGACACCCUGAGGACACAUCACCAAACUUAUCGAAAUGACCAUGAAAUGAUUGAGAGAAUUAAUUCGAAGCAGUCAUCUUGGACAGCCAAAGCUUACCCGGAACACGAGAAGUACACCGUGAUGGAGAUGGGGCAGCGGAUGGGCGGCCUAAGGUCAGUGCCGUAUAACUCACCAUCUCCAGCAGCAGCCACUCCUGAACAGAAGGCACGAGUUUCCCUCCUUCCCAAAAACUUUGAUUGGAGGGACGUGGAAGGAGUGAAUUACCUGGCGCCAGUGCGAGAUCAGGGCGGCUGCGGCUCCUGUUACGUGUUUGCCUCCAUGGCCAUGAUCGAAUCCAGGAUCAGAAUCAAGACACAUAAUCAGCGACAAGACGUGUUCUCCACUCAGGAUGUUGUCUCGUGUUCGAUGCUGUCUCAGGGCUGCGAUGGAGGCUUCAGCUACUUGAUCGCUGGCCGCUACGCAGAGGAUCAGGGAAUUGUGGCCGAAGAAUGCAACCCCUACACUGGAAAGGACGAUCCAUGCAACACGGAUAGCAGCUGCGCGCGUACCUUCGUCAGUGAUUACGAGUAUUUGGGUGGAUACUAUGGCGCCUGUAAUGAGGAGAAGAUGUUGCAGGCGCUAGUGGAAAAGGGACCACUUGCUGUAGCCUAUGCCGUUUACGAUGAUUUCCCAAAUUAUGACGGCGGUAUUUACCAUCAUACUGGCGAGAGAAAUAUCUUCAAUCCUCUGGAGUACGUGAACCACGCUGUGUUAUUGGUGGGCUAUGGAGAAGAUGAGAUCACAGGUGAGAAGUUCUGGACGCUCAAAAACUCCUGGAGCGACUCUUGGGGAGAGGAUGGGUACUUCAGAAUACGCCGAGGAACCAACGAGUGUGCAAUUGAAUCAAUGGCAGUAGACAUUACUGCCAUACCUUGAGGCCCCUGUUUCUUCACAAAGCAGACAGAUACACAUAAAUAAAGAGGACAGGAUGAGUCUAGAAAUGUCAUUACGAUCUUAGAUUAUAAUAAAGAAAAUUACAUCUA